This is a messenger RNA of Cydia amplana, 1919 nucleotides long. RefSeq names its product hippocampus abundant transcript 1 protein. Gene Ontology annotation, molecular function: transmembrane transporter activity. Bases 189 to 1628 code for a protein of 479 amino acids. Gene Ontology annotation, biological process: transmembrane transport. Gene Ontology annotation, cellular component: membrane. The transcript has a single exon. The record is from RefSeq and is a predicted model, not a curated record. NCBI's taxonomy places the organism in Eukaryota, Metazoa, Arthropoda, Insecta, Lepidoptera, Tortricidae.
ACUUUACAACUUUGUGCAUGAUUUUAUUUAUAUCCUGGCAGCACAAAUAUCGAGUUGUUUUUCAUUCAAUUUUCAGUGGAAUUUUGACGUCGCUGCUACUGGCUCGUAUAUUCUCCAUGUAGUGCCCAAGUUUUCAAAAUGUCUCUAAUUAAGUAGUUCUGUAGGGAACCAAACGGAUCGAUUCUUAAAUGACGCCCACGAAAACGACAAAAACCGAAGUAGAAAUGGUGAUAAGAAACAGAAAGACCGCAAUGAAAGACGGGAUCAUGACGAUGUCUGGCAUCGGGGAGCCUUCCGUGUUCCACGCACUAGUGGUGAUCUUUUUGGAGUUCUUCGCGUGGGGACUGCUCACGAUGCCAAUCAUAUCGGUGCUAAAUGCCACGUUCCCAGAUCACACGUUCCUGAUGAACGGACUGAUAAUGGGCAUCAAGGGCAUCUUGUCGUUCCUGUCCGCGCCGCUGAUCGGCGCUCUGUCGGACGUCUGGGGCCGGAAGUUCUUCCUCCUGGUAACGGUGUUCUUCACCUGCGCGCCGAUCCCGCUCAUGACCAUCAACACCUGGUGGUUCUUCGCCAUGAUUAGCAUCAGUGGAGUGUUCGCCGUGACGUUUUCGAUCGUGUUCGCGUACGUGGCGGAUGUGACCACGGAGGCGGAGCGGUCCCGCGCCUACGGGCUGGUCUCUGCUACCUUCGCCGCUAGCAUGGUGAUCUCGCCCGCGCUCGGCGCCUACCUCAUGGACCUCUACGGUGAGGCGCUCGUGGUAGCCGCCGCCACCGCCGUCGCCGUGCUGGACGUAUUCUUCAUUAUGGUGGCCGUGCCAGAAAGCUUGCCUGAGAAAGUCCGACCCAGUGGAUGGGGCCCCGCAAUCAGCUGGGAGCAGGCCGACCCAUUUGCUGCACUAAGGAAAGUGGGAGCGGACCGUACAGUGUUGAUGCUGUGUGUGGCUGUGUUUUUGUCCUACCUCCCUGAGGCGGGACAGUAUUCGUGCAUAUUUGUGUACCUCAAACUAGUGAUGGGUUUCGGUGUAGUGCAAGUGGCGAUUUUCAUCGCAAUCGUGGGAGUGCUGAGCAUUGGAGUGCAGGUGAUCCUCGGCUUCCUAAUGAGGACUCUAGGACCGAAGCACACCAUCAUGUUGGGGUUGUUGUUUGAGAUGCUGCAGCUCAUGUGGUACGGGUUCGGGUCCCGCACGUGGAUGAUGUGGGCGGCGGGCGUGCUGGCGGCGCUGGGCUCGAUCACGUACCCCGCUAUCAGCGCGUUCGUGUCCGUGAACUCGCGGCCGGACCGACAGGGCGUCGUGCAGGGCAUGGUGACCGGAGUGCGCGGGCUCUGCAACGGCCUCGGGCCCGCGAUGUUCGGCGUCAUCUUCUACUUGUUCCACGUGGAUUUGAACGAGGAGCAUGCGACGGACGGGCGGCCGGAGCCGGACCGCUACGUGCGCCUGGUGCCGGGCCCGCCGUUCGUGCUGGGCGCGCUGCUAGUCAUCUGCGCGCUGCUGGUGGCCGCGUUCCUGCCCGAGGACGGCGCGGCGCCGGGGCGGCGCUCGCCGGACGCGCGCUUCGAGCUGGAGCGCGGGAGGCGCGUAGCCGGCGCGCUGUCGCCGCUGAUGGCGCCGGAGUCGGCAGCGCUCUAGCUGCAAGCCCGCGCCGCCCGCGCAGCGAGCGUCUGAGGCCCCGCAUUUAUGAAGGUACCAAAGUGAGCCCACCGGGCUAUCCCCGGUCCUUGAGAGACUUUCUGCUUCUAUUGUGAUUUUUAAGCUUUUUACCUGUUUUGUAACUUUCGAUUUGCCGCAGAUGUGUACAUAUUUUAUCUAUAAACCAUUGAAAUAGAUUAGGGCGCGGGUGCGCCCUCCUGGACUCCUGUUGUUGGGAGCUGUUGCGUUGAACUGUCACUAAACAUUCAAUCUAAAGAAUAUUUAUAUCAA